AAAGACUAUAUAUGCAUCUACCUAGCUAAUUAGCUUCUCCUCAGUUCACUUUCAAGCAUGCAUCAUGCUACAAUAAGGCCCAAAUUUUUGUUCACAUAUAUAUAGAUGUAUGUCAAUCAGUGUCACAAUCAAGUUAGAACCCUAAUAUCUAACCCAUGAUUUCAUGCUGUGUUCAGCGAAUGGCAAGACCAUGAGCUCGGGAAGAAGAUCAAGAGGGAGUCGGCGGCUGCGGAACACAUGCCGUCGGCGCGGAGGAGCUGUAGCCUGCUGCCAGCGGGGGCGGGGGCCGCGGCAGGAGCCGGGCCAGGGUCGGCGCUGAACGCAAUCACGCCGUGCGCGGCGUGCAAGCUGCUCCGGCGACGGUGCGCGCAGGAGUGCCCCUUCUCGCCCUACUUCACGCCGCUGGAGCCGCACAAAUUCGCCGCCGUGCACAAGGUCUUCGGCGCCAGCAACGUCUCCAAGAUGCUCUUGGAGGUGCACGAGAGCCAGCGUGCCGACGCGGCGAACAGCCUUGUCUACGAGGCGAACCUGCGGCUCCGGGACCCCGUCUACGGCUGCAUGGGUGCCAUCCUCACCCUGCAGCAGCAGGCGCAGGCCCUCGAGGCCGAGCUCGCCGCCGUCAGGGCCGAGAUCGUCAGGCACAGGUACCGCCCGGCCGCGGCCGCCACGUCUGCAGUGGCCACCGUUCUCCCCUCGUCGCACGCCACCCAGCUCCUCGCGGCCUCGGCGGCUGGCCGGAGGCUUCCAGCUGCCAGGUCCGUGGGGGCGAGGACGGUGACGUUAGCGGCGGCCGCCGUGGGGCCUGCGGCUUCGCCCUCGUCGUCUUCGACGGUGUACGCCGCCGCGUCGAGCUCAACGGACUAUAGCUCCAUCACGAAUGAGAACGUUCCCUAUUUUGGUUAAGGUAGUAGUCGUUGAUACUGGAGUUUUAUUUGGCAUAACUUCUUGUCGUAGAUUCUAAAGGAUUUGUAGAAACUAUGUCAAAUGACAGUAUUCUGUAGCAAAUUAU
This is a messenger RNA of Phragmites australis (common reed), 1009 nucleotides long. Its product is annotated as LOB domain-containing protein 15-like. The record is from RefSeq and is a predicted model, not a curated record. The coding region runs from base 238 to 903 and encodes 221 amino acids. Lineage: Eukaryota; Viridiplantae; Streptophyta; Magnoliopsida; Poales; Poaceae. The transcript is spliced from 2 exons.